CACAUAAAUCACGAUGCUAUUUGGAUGAACAACUUUUCAAUGUUUUCAUUCCUGUUAAGCUGAGACACAGGAGCCUCAGGCAAUAAACUGACACACGCACUAGAAGUAAGCAGAGGGUGGCGUUUGGUGACAGGGGCAAGGCACAAAGGUUGAAUCUUGCUCGGCUGUUGGGAGUUGUGCGGGAGGAGCUGGGUUCUGAUCCCAGCCAUAACUGCAGCAUGGAGAACGUAGACAAGUGAGUAAAUAUGAUUCUGGAAGGCUGGUGGCUGAUUCGGGGGGCAGGGGGACUAGGAGCAACCAGGGGACCAGAUGGUUAACCAUCCCUCUUUUGUGAGAAUUCCAUGUGUGCGAAGGCUCUUAGCAAGCCUGUAUUAACACCUUCAUGACAGAUGAUGAACCAGGAUAAUAGUCUUUGCCUAACAACUUGUGCUCAGUCCAAUAUACUGACGUUUCUGUAUAAAACCAUUAGGUUUAUUUUAUGCAUUACAAUGUUAGCACUUUAGGUACCAGCACACAAUAUGUGGAGUGUUUCAGACAUGGAGGCACGUUACGGAUCUACAAACACGAUUUAUCUUUAUCCUGAUGAAAGUCCCAGGAGGGACUGAAACGUCGAUCUCUGGAUUCUAUGUAGUUUGAAUAAAGAAAGUGCACCUAUUCAAGGCCCUGAGUGUAGCCAAAUUUUUGUAUUUUACAAACACACAGUUUAAUAGACAUGCCUGCAUUUUAUUUAUUUUUUAAAUUAUUUUCUGUUGUGCAUGGUAUGACAAUGGGCUUACCCAGCCACAAUAGCAGUCACAAAUAAUAAGGUAACGAACAGUUGAAACAUAACGCGGCAUAUGAACAGACAGCACAUGUUUAGUUUUUAAAAGAGUCAAAAUAAACAAUAGGUAAUCGUAGCUUAAUUCCUGUUUCUAUCUAACAAACAGUAUUUUAAUGGUUUUGCACCUAGCUUGACACACUAAAGGUACUAUAUCUGCUUAAACCUUAGCUGUUCUUUUCUUAAAUGUUUGCAUAUAACAGUCGCUGAUUUUUUUAGCUUUUUGAGAGGAACUAUAAACAGUGGGUAAACGUAGCUUAAUUCCUGCUCCUAUCUAAUAAACAGUAAUAUAAUGGCUUUGCACACAGCUUGACAUAUUAAAAGGGUUAUAUCUGUAUGUUUGGUAUAACAUCCUAUUCAUCAGCUCGUGUGUAUAUGCUAAGUGAGAGAUAGAGCCUAUUCAUUAGCAUGAAUGAAGUAUACUUGUAUCCCCUUACAAAAGUCAAGAUGAGCGAACUAAGUAAAAAGAACUUUAACAAUGUAAAAAUGGUAGGAUAGCGUCCCUCGUGUGCGAGACUUGCAUGUUAUCACCUCCGAGGUUCAGGGAAUGACCAGUGGACCCCCGCUUAGCCUAUGCCCUCUAGGGGGCGGACAGAGUCCCGUGACCAGGGUAAGCGCUCCUUGCUGCGGUAGGACUUUUCAAUGAUGCCCCCGCGUUGGGGGUCCACUCUGGUUUUGACCCACAAUGUGUGCAGCCGCUCAGCUACUCGAUGUGCAGCGUGGACUGCAGCAGGUAAGGUCGUGCUGCUUUGAUUACUGCCUGUCAGGUCUGGUGCGGUGCGUGCGUAUCUUCUGUGCGUUCCUCCCAGUGACGGACCAUCAUCAUCAGGUAUGCAGGAUGUCAGACUAGUGUCCUUCUGCACCUUUACUUGCCAGAUCCCAGAGGCUGUCGCCUUGCUCCUUUUGCCGCUUGUCGGGUCUCCGGUUACCUGUUGUCCGCUAAUUUCUCGCAGCUUCCGUCUCACUGGGAGACUCGGUGCCCGAGGUGACUUUGCCUUCUUUUGUUUGGUUCUACUUAGGUGAGUGUGCUUUCGGGUGUCGGGCACCAUCACUGGGGACAGUAAAGCUUCCAGUUUCUCCCAGAAUACUUAGAAAGCCCUGUCUAGUCGGUGCUCCACCCCUGGCUGCUUGCUUAGGAUCCUGAAGGAGCUUGCUACCUCCACAAUUUUAGGAGCUUCUUCCACCGAGUUUCCCCUUAGCGUUACAGGUUUAUGCCUGCAGCGAGUCUUUGCCAAGUUGCCCUCGUUGUACAGGGGGACCGGGAUGACCCCCACUGGUCCAUAAGGGGGGUGGGGAGGUUGUGCUAUGAGCUUACUGUUGGCUGUGUGCAUCUGGCGGGAACGCAGAUAUCUUUCUCUGCCGCCUCCGUCUGUAGGCCUCAGUCUGCCGAUACGGUGCCCGUUUACCCCGGACAUCGGGUGUGGUGUCCCUGGGUUCAGGCCAGUUUCCCCAAGUCCAGUGGGCCCACUUGUAGAAGGGUGAGCGCAGUUUAGCUUGAUUUAUCCACUGUUUUUAUGCUCGUGCACCGGAGCUGGUUCAGAGCAUGUCUGCCCAGUUCGCUAGUCAGGCUCCGCCCCCGACAUGCCUGCACUUUUAUACAAGGUUAUUUACUCAAGUAUGACUUGUCAGGAACUAAAAGUGAGAGUCUCUUUUUAGGCCAAAAUAGAUUCUCCAAGUCGGGCUACGGUUUGAGUUUCUUGGAAUAUCUGACAAUUCAUCUUUAAUGAAUAACCCAGAGUGUGGAUCAAUAUAAUACGCCACAAUAUCCUCCAAAUUUGGGUGCAAAUAUCAAAGUGACCAGUAUGAAAAAAAAUCUUUAAGAUUUUAAAACUGAAAUGAAAAUAUGAAACGUCAAUGCGGCAGAAUUCAUACGGCACAAAAUACGGGGCAUAGAACAAAGAGCAAUAAUGUAUUGUAUACAAUGUGAUAUACAACAAAGAGCAAUAAUGCAUCGUAUACAAUGUACUGGGUUUCUUUUUAUGAAGAUAGAAGGCUUAUAAGAAGCCAGUUUUGCCUGUAUUGGGAUUUCUUUAAUUUCCUGUUAGUCGGUUAUCAGUCACGGCUGAUGGGAACAGGCAUCGUUGCAUCUACCCAUACUUGUGAUUAUCUAUUAUCUCACGGUCUCCUAUUUAGACCUUGCUUUGUGUUUUGCAUGCACAAGACUAAAACAGUAAGACGAUGUAGUGGCCAGGAGGAGAGCAAGAAAUAUGGUGGCAAGGAGAUGGCUAUUAGGGGCACCCUGAUGAUGCAUGAGCCGGCAUAGAGAUGAAAAGAUCUCUCCGGCUGGCCCUGAACCCCCUUAUUGCUGUAAGAGAGCUUGUGGUCUGCACCUUGGCUGAGUGCAAAUCACGGUGCGCGUGUGCCCUUGUGAUCCUAAAGUGCAAGGAGCAUUUACGGAGACCUGCAACUGUUGGGGUGCGAAGCUCCCCUCAAUGGAGCGCCAUGGAUAACAUCUGUAAUAAUUUAAUACAAAAAUUGUAAUGCGUGGAAAGGUUGGACACAACAUACAGCUUCUUCACACACACACACACACACACACACACACCUACUCUCACACAGCCAAAGACAAAAGCCAAAGAAAAAACACACACACAAAGAUCAUGCACAGCCACACCACACAUCUGCAAAACUUAUAACUUGCUUGAAAGUUGCCAGGUGUUGGAAGGCCCCAUGUUUUUGAAAGGUGAAUAAAACGAUACAGUUCAUUUGUGCUGCAUUUUUGAGUAUUUAUGCCGGUUUGGUUUUGGAGAUAUUACGCAUUAUAUUUGAUCACACCCUGCCCACCUUGCACUCCAUGUUAUGAAAUUUAUAAAUAAAUUGUUUGUGCUGAGUUUGUCCUGAUUUCUGCCACAAAAAUUAACGUUUGUGUCUGUUAUGUUUAAGAGAUAUUGCCGUUAUAUUUCAAAUUCUGCCCAAUUUGCACCAGUGUCAGAGAGAUGUGGGGGCACCGAGACCAGGGGUGCUCCCAUAUGUUUAUUUCCUUUCUUCCUCAGGUGGCUCUAAGUCCCAUGUUUGUUGGAAGGAGCCCACUGAAUUUUGGACCUGAACCGGUGUAUUUUAUUUUCAAUUUAAUAGCAUGGGAUACAAAGUGCACAGGGAUGGACAUAAACAAUGCGCAAUAUCUCCAAAACCAAACCAGUGCAAGCGUUCAUUUUUGCAACACAAAUAGAGCACAAAAAGAAUGGUGUAUUGUUAUUCACCUUUUCAAAAAAGUAAAAAAGGUACCACCUUCACACAGGUGCACCAAUAGCCCCCCUCCAUGCCCCCUCACACACACUCAUUGUGUUUUAGUUAGUUUAAGCAAUAGAAAUGUUGCUAAUGAAUUAGUGAACAAUGGUGUACCAGUAGGUCAGGGUCCGCCCCGAGUGACCGAUGGUGCUCUGCGCACCUGUCACCGUUUUAUAGCAUAAAAUUACGAGAGUGCUAUAGAGUAUCUCCAUUGUCAUCUGCCGGACGGACCGUGACCUGCUCACAGCAAGCAGAGAGGACGGGGUUUGGAUACGAUGCUCAGCUCCCAGUCACAUGAAACAGAGGAUAAUGGAGAUUCUCUACCAUGUUCCCGUAAGGCCGCGGUACAAUGGGUGGUAGAGUAAAAGGAAGGGGUUAAGAGGCACCGAAGGGGCAAAAAGGGAAUGAAGCACAAAAACGGGGGAUGAAAGAGAGUUGGGGACAUAAAAUGUGUAAAGGAAGGUACGAAACAGACGGGUAUGGGGGGGGUGGAUAAAAACACAUGUAAGGAGGUAAGAGGGGAUUAGGAGAAGCACACAAUGAGGGUCAACAAAUACACUCAAGGUGUGGCGCAGAGCACUAAAAGUUACCAUUCAGGGGUGAGGUGGGGAGGAAGGUGCCAACAUGCAGUUUCACCCUGGGUGCCAAGUAACAGGUAACGCCUCCGUCUGGGUACACACCUUAAUAAAUUAUGCUGCACACACCAAUGUUUGGCACGUUGUGACGAUUGUUUACUUAUAAUAUACAGAGACUACAAAACCUCGUAGGUAUUGCUUCUCGACUUGUAAAAGCAGAACCUUCCCUUUGCUUUUUGACUGAUGAUAAUUUAGCUAUUCUACGCUUCUACUCUUAACGUUAUGCUAUAUAUAAUUUAUUUUAUUUAUUUAUUUUCUAUUAUGAGAGGAUGAUUGGCUGCCAAAUAGUCAGGGAUAGAUUAAUCUCCCUUAGACACAAUAAUAAAAGGAGUCCCAACGCGUUUCGUCUAUUGUGUAGACUUCCUCAGUGAAAGAUAAAAUGUGUUGGGACCCCUUUAUUAUUUUAUAUUAUGCCUUAUUUCCAUAUAAAUGGUUGGGCUGAAGGGGAAUUUGCUUGUCUGAUCACAGAGUGGGGAUAUACUUUAUUUAAUCUCCCAAAUUGUAAUUUUAACCGUUAGCAUAACAGUUUUCGUCUUCAGACAACACACGCACUUUUAAUUUUUCAGAAUAUAAGACGCACCCAUAUAUUUUAAGUAUAAAUUUAGAAGUAAAAAGCAAAUUAACCAGUAACAUAAUGAUGAUAAGUUUAUGUACAUGGCAUGGGGUUCAUGUACCUGAAUUUAAGGGGUGCAACUGUUAAUGGCGGGUGUUUGUGGGCUGAAUACUUUCAGUCUGCACUGGGUGGACGUGUAGGCCGGAGUUACAGGAACUCCUCUCCAGCAACACAAGGCUGCACUGCCCCGGUUAGAGAGAUUAUUAAAUAUCAAUAGCUCAAGUCUACUGUAGAACAAUUGGUUACAGAAACCUGCUAUAGUGCAUAUUACUCGAGCUUCUGAUACAGCGUUUGAUGUAUUUAUAUACCUUUAUUUAUGGGGGGGAGGGGGUGUUUAGGCUUUGGUAUUUCAUCAGUUUACUGUCCUGCAGCAUUGGGGGUAGCACUUUUCCUGUAUACCCCUUUAGUCAUACUACAAGGUUUAAGAUUACAGCUUUCUCACAAGUUAUCUCCUGGUACAUUUGAAAUCUGGUAGCCUUACCUUCCAAUGCAUAAUUAACCCCUUAAGGACACAACUUCUGGAAUAACAUGCAAUCAUGAUGGAAUAUUUCCGUCAUGUGUCCUUAAGGGGUUAAACGCAAUGCAUGUUUGAGGAUAUAUGUACUAAACAUUGAUUAAAGAAAAAAAUAAAGGAAAGAAAUUGGGCAGUGAAAUGUCCCCUUAAGGACAUGCUACAAGCAGUGAUAGAAUAGAGUGCCUACUCAGGGUUCUACCUUGAGAGAGCUUCCAGGGCCCAUCAUGAGCAUAAACCAGCCAAUGACAUGGAAACAGGACUGAUGAACCAAUAAUAAAGGCCAUCUGCCAAAGCCUUCCCUGUGAAUGAAUCAAUAUUCAAAAGGAAAUGUAGACUUAGCAAAACUGCUUUCAUUCACAAGAGUUGAUAUUUUAAAAAUCUUUCAGCGCAGUCAGUAAAUGCUUCUUAUUCACAUGUUAUCAUACAGACCAAGUCUAGAUAUAAAUCCAAAUGAAUGGUACAUUGUAACGUUUCAGUGUUCAUGUGAUUGGUACACGCUGAUACGGACGAUCACGAACAAGGCCAAUACACACAUUCAAUGACAGAAACAAAUCCCUGUUAACACCACCGACAUCUAUUCUAGCAUAAAAACUGCCACAAUUUAAAAAAUAAAUAAAAAGGGGUAGUCGAAUUAAAUUAAAAACCCUCAAAACAAACUAUGAAGGCAGAGUACUGUUUACAGUUACAUAGCUGAAAAGAGACAUGCGUCCAUCAAGUUCAGCCUUCCUCCUUUAUUGGCAGGUUUGUGUCACGAUGGAGACCAUACCCUCUAACAAGUCCUCUCUAGCUCCAAUCAAACCCUUUUUGGUUCUGAGUUGUAAUAACCGGUUUCUACUUUCUUUAUGGCAGGCGGACAGUGAGACUGAAUGAACAUGCCUCGGAGUCAGAGGUCAAACCUUUGGUGGGCUCGGAUGCAGAAGAACAAGAAGAAGAAGAAGAAGAAGAAAUAUUGCAGAUGAAUGUCUCCAGAUCCUCAUGUGCACUUCCAAACUAUAAAAUAACACUGGCAGUGAUUGGAGGUGGUCUAGGCCUGUGUUUCCUCGUUGCUGGAUUGUCGUACCUGUCUGGGAAGUCAGCCUGCACCUCAGUAGAUGCAGUUAUAGAAUGUGGGAAAGUUCGUGGUGUGCACUGUGGUAUGGCUUAUAUGUUUAAAGGAAUCCCUUAUGCCAGCCCGCCUACAGGAAAAUUACGCUGGAGGCCUCCACAGAUGCCUACUUGUUGGAAUAAUACUCUAGAUACAACCAAAUUUGGAUCCAUGUGCGCUCAGGUGCAGCCUGUAGGAGAGGAUGGUAAAGUCAUGGGCUCAGAAGAUUGCUUGUAUGUGAAUGUCUGGACUCCAACCAUGAACUCUGAUUCUAAGUUACCAGUUAUGGUUUGGUUUCACGGAGGUUAUCUGCACAUACUGAGUGGAUCAGAACCUGGAUACUGUCCAACAGAAGACUUGACUGAGCAUGGACAGGUUGUCCAUGUCAGCUUCAACUACCGUCUCAAUGCUUUUGGAUUCAUGGCACUGGAGCUACUGAGGGAAGGUUCCCCAAGCAACACAUCUGGUGAGUGGUGAACCCCUUGUUAAAACAUAACCUCUUCAAAAACAGAGAAAACCGAUACUAGUCUCACUCUUCCCUGUACUUAAUUUUCCACAUGUGUAGUCACCAACACUUAUCUUCCAUCCACCUGGAACUACAACCCCAAAACCUUGAGGACCAACUGCCACCUAUCCUCCUUCAUAUUGUUUUCACUCUCACUUAUCAGUCAUACUCACUACCACUUAACCUCUAAUUAACCAAUUCUUACUGAUGAGUUUUAUCUUCGGUUCUCAGGCCUAUACAAUGAUCAUUACCUCUUCUCUCCGUGUCUUUCUCUGUCCUUGCAAUCGCUAUGAUCUCUAUCAUAAUGUGGUUCCUUAACGCCUUCAAUUUAAGGUAAUUAUGGCUUCAUGGACCAGGUGGCUGCUCUUCGAUGGGUACAGAGUAACAUCCAGCACUUUGGUGGCGACCCAAAUAAGGUGACCAUCUAUGGCCAGAGUUCAGGUAAUGCUAUUAAAAAUAAAUACAAGAUCACUGUAAAGCAUCUUCAGGUGAUAUAUGGCCACAUGCUGUAUAUUUUAAAAAUGUACUUUGUGAUAUACCAACAUUUAAAUUGAAUGUGAUUUUUGUUACGCUCAGAAUAGAAACAUAGAAACAUAGAAUGUGACGGCAGAUAAGAACCAUUCGGCCCAUCUAGUCUGCCCAAUUUUCUAAAUACUUUCAUUAGUCCCUAGCCUUAUCUUAUAGUUAGGAUAGCCUUAUGCCUAUCCCAUGCAUGCUUAAACUCCUUUACUGUGUUAACCUCUACCACUUCAGCUGGAAGGCUAUUCCAUGCAUCCACUACCCUCUCAGUAAAGUAAUACUUCCUGAUAUUAUUUUUAAACCUUUGUCCCUCUAAUUUAAGACUAUGUCCUCUUGUUGUGGUAGUUUUUCUUCUUUUAAAUAUAGUCUCCUCCUUUACUGUGUUGAUUCCCUUUAUAUAUUUAAAUGUUUCUAUCAUAUCCCCCCUGUCUCGUCUUUCCUCCAAGCUAUACAUGUUAAGAUCCUUCAACCUUUCCUGGUAAGUUUUAUCCCUCAAUCCAUGAACCAGUUUAGUAGCCCUUCUCUGAACCCUCUCUAAGGUAUCAAUAUCCUUCUGAAGAUACGGUCUCCAGUACUGUGUACAAUACUCCAAGUGAGGUCUCACCAGUGUUCUGUACAAUGGCAUGAGCACAUCCCUCUUUCUACUGCUAAUACCUCUCCCUAUACAACCAAGCAUUCUGCUAGCAUUUCCUGCUGCUCUGUUACAUUGUCUGCCUACCUUUAAGUCAUCAGAAAUAUUCACCCCUAAAUCCCUUUCCUCAGAUGUUGAGGUUAGGACUCUAUCAAAUAUUCUGUACUCUGCCCUUGGGUUUUUACGUCCAAGAUGCAUUAUCUUGCACUUGUCUACAUUAAAUGUCAGUUGCCACAACUCUGACCAUUUUUCUAGUUUACCUAAAUCAUUUGCCAUUUGGCUUAUCCCUCCUGGAACAUCAACCUAUAAUAUGCUUGCUUAUCAUGUUGCCAAUCCUACUUCGUUAUGAAAGUGGAUACAGAAACUUCUAGUUGGCUUCUUAUAAAUAAAGUGUCUUACUCUAUUGUUGGCACUGAAGGUGGAACCUCAGUUUGGGCUAUGAUGGUGUCUCCAUUGGCCAAGGGCCUUUUCCAUCGGGCAAUCGAUAUAAGUGGAUCCUCAGUAUUCAAAGCUAGUUUGGCUGACGCAGAAAAUAAUAAUCUAGUUUUCCUGCAGAAGACUGGAUGCAAGGAUGCAGAGUGUCUACGACAACUGAGUGUGCCCAAGAUCCUUCAGGUAAGAAACAGACCUAGUUACUGAAAGUCACAAACAUACCAACAGAAUUCACAGAAAGCAUUCCAUAUUGAAUAAAUAAUUUUUUUAAAUAUCAGUAUGGAUAAAUAACAAUUCUGGGGCAAAGUUCUAGAACAGCAACAUUUUAUUAGUUGCCAUGAUUGCUCUUCCAUAAAAAAAUUAAAAAAAAAAUAAAUUAAGUCAUAUUAGUCUUUUAUACAGAGCACCCAUUGAGUUUUGUGUACCAUAGUCAAAUGGGAAUCUGUACCCUUUCUUUAGUAUCUUCUUUUACUCCUAGUCAAUUCCAUGGUUCGUGUACCCAGAUUGGGCAGCUGAGGACCUGUGUGACUUACCACGGAAAGGAGGGUUUGCUGGACCAGUGGCUGUGGUAGAUGGGCAUGUGGUUCCAGUAGCUCCACUUGAAGCUUGGAAGAAGAAGAUUGAAGGCCAUAGUGAUGUACCGUAUGUGAUUGGCACCACUCUUCAGGAAACUGAAUAUGCGUAAGACCCUUGCAUUUGUGUUAAAUGGAUGCAGCAACUGCAGUUUUUACAGUCAGAAAUAUUUCACGUAUAGAAAAAGAGAGAAAGCCCAUACAGAUUUUAGUAAAUUGGUCGCAUAUAGGGCAACAGAACAAUUAUAUGGUUGGCAAAAACUAUUGUACAGGAAAGUCUUGAUAAGUUUAACAGGUAAGUUGGGAGAAAUAUCACUGUAAACAUUAAUAAAUGUGAAUGUUAUUUCAUUCUAAUUACUACAGUUUUGACGUUCAAAGUGUUAAAGGGACGCUUUAGUCACCAGAAACAUGACAACUUAAUGUUACACUGCCUUUUUAGGGAAAAGGCAUGGUUUACAUUGCUAGUUACACUUCUAUUGGAAGUCACUCAGAUGGCCACUAUAUGUGUUUCCUGUGUCAGAGAUGCACAGUGUGCAGCACCUACGUUCAGCGUCUGUUGUCUCUGCAUGGAGAUGCCGAAUGUUCACCAUAGAGAUAAAUUGAUUCAAUGUAUCUCUAUGAGGAGAUACUGAUUUGCGAAACACCGUGUUUUGCCAUGAAUGCAGUUGUGAUCAUCAAAACUGAUUAUCUCAGCCAUGGAGAUGGGGCCAGUCACAGCAAGACCAUCCUGGCAUGGGGCAAAAAGGUAAGUAAAAUAACGUUUAAUCUUCACAGAGAGCGGCCUGGGAAACUAAAUGGUGAUUCCUCCACUAGUGCAUGUUUGUGUUCCUGACACGAUCUAGUGUUCCUUCAAAGCACCAUAACCACAACAAACAUGGCUAGCAACAGAAUCAUUAAUUUAACCAAUUACAGUCACAGUUUUUGAUGGUCCAGCAAUGCUAUGUACACCACUAUGAGUUAGGGCCAGUACUGAUCCAGCUCAUUAUGGUAUGGUUUUGGUUUCUCUUUCAAGCUUUUUUUUUUUUUUUUUUAGAGAUUUUAACAAAAUACAGACGCAAUUAUUCUAACAGUUCCAUUGUCAUUCCAUUUUGAUUUCAAUGUAUAUUUUUACAAAAAUCCUCAGAUGUAGCAUCACUUAAUUACAACCGAUAAAUUGAUUAUUACGAUCAUAUAGCUCUAAGGUCCAAUGAAGAAACAUAACAUAUCACAUAUCACAUCACAACACAACACAUCUCAAAUAAUAAUUAAAUAAUCUCGAUUACUAUGGUCAUUUUUCUCCACAGGCCAGUCUAUGCAAAUCUAUCUGUGUGGUCAGAAGAAGAUUAUCAGUGGUUUGUGAAAGGUACAGCACCUGAGAAGUUACUGUCAUGAUUACUAUAUGUACAAACAAAUAGACAUGUGCAAUUCGUUUUGUUCCGAAUGUAAAUUGGGACAAGUUUCAGGCAAUUUGGACAUUUGGAUGCUUCAGAAUGUCCGAAGUGCCGAAUUGCCGAAGAGUUGCAAAACAAAACAAGAGAGGGAGGAAAACUUACGUAAAUGAUAACAGGAAUCUUGACCAAAAAGCUAAUUCCUGGCACUAGGAGCCCUAUACAUGUGUAAGUGGUUGUGGUGGCAAUCCUGGCACUUGGAGCCCUACAGAUGUGUAAGUGGUUGUGGGGGCAGUCCGUGCACUAGGAGCUCUAUAGAUGUGUAAGUGGUUGUGGUGGCUUGAGAGCCCUUCAGAUGUUCCGAAUUGCAGAAGUUCCGAAUUUCAAAAGUGCCGAACGGAACCGAAUGCCAUUGGUCUAAAUUGCCGAAGCAGCCUAAUUUUUUUACUUACCCGAAUUGAUUUUAUUUUGCCCAUGCACAUCCCUACAAACAAUGAACAAGGCCACGUAUACCGGGCCUUAGAAUGGACAGACUUAACGUAAAUGAGAAUGGUCAAAAUACUCGCCGAGGUCAGGGACACAGAAAGAGACAGAUUGAGGAAACAAUUCAAAGGUCAAGGACACCAGAAUUAGGGAAAGUCAAAAUACAAGCCAAAAAUUCAAAUAUCAAAAAGAACUAGAACAAGAACGCACUCUCUGACAACCAGCUUGUGGAAACCACGACAGGGCACUGACUAAAUGCUAAUUUGGGUUUCAAUAACCCUCAUAAGGUUGACCCCAAAACGUGCGCAUCGUUUACGUGACGUCAGACGCAAGUCAGCGCCAUCUUUGAUAACGAUGGAGGCGGGGCUAUAAGACUUCAUAGGACCACAGCGGCCGGCGAUCAUUAUAACGCUGCACCACCUGGGGAUCGCUACACAAGGGUGCUGGAUGGCAAGCUGACUUGCCUCCGGUAAGUAGUUUAUUUUACUAACCAAUCGGAUGCAACCACGCUGUAUCUAGGCAAGGGCAACGUGACAGCUACAGGGUUCUGGACAAACAGUGAUAGGUUUUCAGAUAACCUAGAAUUAGAAAUUAUGAAGUUUAAUAUAUUUCUUUACACAACUGACAAGGUCUUUCUUGUUCACAGCGAAACUCAAUUCCUUCGGAGAAAGUCUUUCAAAGGAAGCACUGGCCUUGUAUCCCACCUCAGAAUUCUGCUCUGAACCGACUCGUUGUGUGGAAAAAACCUACAUGACCAUGGUAUCGGACGUACGUGCAACAUGUCCCAGUAAUGAGCUAGCCAGACGUGCUGCAGGUAUGUUACCAACUGACUGAAACGGUCUCUUCAUGUCAUGCAAUGUCCGAUCAAUACAGCGAGUUAUAAUCCUAGCUAUUCUCUCUGGGUCCAGUUUGGUCCAAGUCACGAGCUAAUGCUUUGAAUGUAUUGUCCACAUAUAUUGGACGUUGUUCAGAAGAUAUGCCCAGAGCAUCUUACAUUAGGGACUAGGCAACGUCCACUCUGAUCAGGUUCAGCUGCUGAUACAAAUGGUCGAAGCCAUCCUGGAAAUCAAUGAGAGCAAUUCUAUUGCUGGCAGAGGUUUGAGAGAGUGGUUAUGGGUUUACCGGGGCAGAGAUAGCAAUGUUCACUAGUGAUGUCCCGAACUGUUCGCCGAACAGGAGGAAUGUGUCUGCUGACUGGAGUCCCGUUCGGGACAUCACUAGUGUUCACAUAUUCCUAUCGAUAGGAUUAUUACAGUAUGAAAGCAGAUAAAAUAUUUGUAAAUUCAGAUAAACAAAUAUUGGUUUUGGGUGUUUUCCCCCCACACUUCAAUAUGUAGAUUAAUAUAAAUUUUAAUUGGACGUCACAACUAACUUGAAAAGUCCCCUUUGGGAAAUAGGAACAUUUCAAAAUGUAGUCUAAUUUGUUUCAUAUAAACGCAAAAGCAGAUCUCCAGAAAAUAGCCUCAGCCCUCCAAGUUGCCAAGAUGAGUAACAAUGCAAACAUCAGAAGAAUAAUGGAAAAUGCAUUUCUAUUUACAUUAAGAACAAUAAAAUGCGAAUAGCAGUCAUUCAAGAUGGCACAUCCAAUACGACGUAUAUUUCUGAUUUACCAAUAGAUGUUCAAUAUUUUUUAUUGGUUUUAGAUAUCGUCAUACACAUUGUACAGUUACAGAGUUGCAUUAAACAAUUUGUCAUGGUACAUUUGUGCAUCCCGUUCAGGGGAUGAUAGUUAUUCGCGUCAUAACGUCUAGGGGACACAUUACGGUAUCUUAUUCCCAUACCUAUAUCAUUUCGUGACCUGCAACUGCCACUAGGUAUUUGUUAACUCACCAGGUCUUUACGACGAGGUGUUACCAUAGAUUUGAAGUGGGGGGUAUAGGGAGGUUGAUUGUUAUUUAGAGAAUGUGUUUUAGGAGAUGUGUUUGUGAAUGAUGUUUCACAUCGGAACAACAUUUGUGGUUGGCAUUGUUGUCGCCAUUUUUCCCAUUUUUGCCAAGUUUUGUGUGCGGAUCUCAGUCGCCUUGCCUCCAUUUCAUAUAUUUUGGUGGUGUCUAUUUUAUCUAGGCAUUGCUGGGUGCUUGGUGUGUUUCUGCUCAGCCAUGCCCUACUUAUAGUCGUUAGCGUCGCGAUGAUAAUAUGAUACAUUAGGUAUAGAUCAACCUUUUGUAGGUCGUGUGGGAAUAUUAAUAGUAGAUAUGUUUCAGGUAGGUGCGGGCAGGGCUGGACUGGGAAAAAAAUUUGGCCCGGACAUUUUUUUAUCACAGCAGCCCAUUAAGAAGGGGGCGGGGCAGAGAAGGUGUGUUUUGUCAUCACUCAUGACAAACACGCCCCCUCUCAAAGUGAGCAUGUUGGUUCAAUGCUCUUCCAGGGCAGACCAUGCGCAGAGCUCUGCUGAAGAGCUCCAGCAUGAGGGAAAAAAGCCCUGUAUUUGUUCUGCACAGUGCAAACAAAUUUAAUAACAUGCUUGCACUGUGUUUCCUUGCAACUUGUCUCUGGUGUCUCUAUAAAUGGAUAACAGGAGACAAAAAUGCCAGGAAAGAGUAUUGUGCAUGUGUUUGGAGCCUGCUUGUGGUAUUGCAUGUGUGUAGAGUGAGCUGGUCGUGGUGUGGUAUUGUGUAAUAAGGUCGGUUUUAGUCGUGUUGUGUUUGUGGUGUAAUGUAAUGCAUAUGUGGCUAGGGGCUGUAGAGAAUGUGUGUAUAGGGAUGUAGCAAGUGUGUGUAUACAGGCUAUAGUGUGUGUGUGUGUAUAGGUGAUGUAGUGUUUGUAGAGAGUGUGUGUUCAGGGAAUUUAGUGUGCGUAUAGGGGAUCCAGUGUGUGUGUGUGUGUGUGUGUGUGUGAGAGAAGGACCCAGACUAUGUAUAGGAGAUCUAGUGAGCGUGCGUAUAACACGGAUUCAGAGUGUAUAUAGGGAUCUAGUGUGUGUAUGUGUGUAGAUGAUCCAGAGUUGGGUAGAGGAUCUAGUGUGUGUCUGGAAUGAAAUGUGUUUAGGGGUGCUGUGUGUGUGAGGGGUGCUGUGUAUAUAUAUAUUUAUAUAUUAUAUAAAUAUGUUUGGAAGUAUUGUGUAUGUGUGUGAUGCAGUGUAUCGGGGGGUUGUGUGUGUAUGUGAGGGCUGUGUAGUAUGCGUGUGAGUGCUGAGUGUGAUAGUGUUGUGUAUGAUGUGUGUGAGUGCUGAGUGUGAUAGUGUUGUGUAUGAUGUGUGUGAGUGCUGAGUGUGAUGUGUGUAAGUGCUGAGUGUGAUAGUGCUGUGUAUGAUGUGUGUGAGUGCUGAGUGUGAUAGUGCUGUGUAUGAUGUGUGUGAGUGCUGAGUGUGAUAGUGCUGUGUAUGAUGUGUGUGAGUGUUGAGUGUGAUAGUGCUGUGUAUGAUGUAUGUGAGUGUUGUGUGUGAUGUGUGUGAGUGCUGAGUGUGAUGUGUGUAAGUGCUGAGUGUGAUAGUGCUGUGUAUGAUGUGUGUGAGUGCCGAGUGUGAUGUGUGUGAGUGCUGUGUAUGAUGUGUGUGAGUGUGAGUGAGUGUGUGUGUGUGAUGUGUGUGAGUGCUGAGUGUGAUAGUGCUGUGUAUGAUGUGUGUGAGUGCUGAGUGUGAGUGUGUGAGUGCUGAUAGUGCUGUGUGAUGAGUGUGAUAGUGAUGUGUGAGAGUGCUGAGUGUGGAGUGCAUGUGUGUGGAGUGCUGAGUGUGUGCUGUGUGUGAGUGCUGAGUGCUGUGCAGUGAUGUGUGUGAGUGCGAUGUGUGUGAGUGCUGAGUGCGAUGUGUGUGAGUGCUGAUGUGUGGAGUGCUGGAGUGCUGUGUGUGAGUGCUGAGUGCGUGUGUGUGUGGAGUGCUUGUGUGUGAGUGCUGGAGUGCUGUGUGUGUGGAGUGCUGGAGUGCUGUGUGAGUGCUGAGUGGUGUGUGUGUGCUGAGUGAUGUGUGUGGAGUGCUGAGUGUGGUGUGUGUGAGGCUGAGUGCUGAGUGCGAUGUGUGUGAGUGCGAUGUGUGUGGGUGGUGAGUGCGAUGUGUGUGAGUGCUGAGUGCGAUGUGUGUGAGUGCUGAGUGCGAUGUGUGUGAGUGCUGAGUGCGAUGUGUGUGAGUGCUGAGUGCGAUGUGUGUGAGUGCUGAGUGCGAUGUGUGUGAGUGCUGAGUGCGAUGUGUGUGAGUGCUGAGUGCGAUGUGUGUGAGUGCUGAGUGCGAUGUGUGUGAGUGCUGAGUGCGAUAGUGCUGUGUAUGAUGUGUGUGAGUGCUGAGUGUGAUGUGUGUGAGUGCUGAGUGUGAUAGUGCUGUGUAUGAUGUUUGUGAGUGCUGAGUGUGAUUGCUGUGUAUGAUGUGUGUGAGUGCUGAGUGUGAGAGUGCUGUGUAUAAAUGUUGUGUGUUGGGGGGUAAAUAAACAAAUACAAACCUAAGUGGGAAUAAAUAUACAAAUAAAAAAAUAAAAUAAGGGGGGAAACAAACAAAAAAACAAAUCAUGCAUUACAUCUCCCCCCUCCCCCCCCUUACCUUUAGCCUGGGAGGGGGAGGGGUCCGGUACGCUGGUGAGUGGGGGACCGGCACUCGCACACGAUCCCUGGUGGUCCAGUGGUGUCUCUCACGAGAUCGGGGCGUUGCCAUGGCAACGCUCCCGAUCUCGCGAGAGGAGCCCGGCGGAGCUGCAAGUUAGAGCUCUGCCGGGUCCUCUCCCUCCCUCCCCAGCCGCAGGUCUAUUUAAAUGGGCCGGUGAGGGAGAUCUUUGAUCUCCCCACCGGCCCUCCAUGGCAAACAGUGGGGCCGGCGCUCGGAUAGCGCCGGCCUCGGCCCAUGGCCACCGCGGCCCACCGGGCAUUUGCCCGGUGUGCCCGAUGGCCAGUCCGGGCCUGGGUGCGGGAGUGUAGUGCCGGUAGAUGCUGUUAUGUCUGAGAUGCCUUUCCAGAAGGUUUUUAUUUCCGGGCAAGUCCACCAAAUGUGGAGCAUUGACCCUGGCUCUUCCAAGCAUCUCCAGCAGGACCCUGACUUGUUGUGAUCAAGUUUGUGUAGCCUAGUUGGUACCAUGUACCAGCGGUAUAGCACUUUCCUACUGGUUUCGAUAUGAGAAGCGUUCAGUGUGAGGGUUUUGUGUGCCUCAAACGUUUUUAACCAUACUUUAUCUGGCAUGGUCUGGUUUAGGUCCCUUUCUCAUGCCUUCAUGAAGCUUAGUUUCCCUACGUGUUCAUAUGUUUUAGUCAUUGUGUACAAGCGUGACAGCAUUUUUUGGGGUGGCUUUUGAGCCAUGCACAUUUUUUCUAACUCCGUUGGUGUGUGGUUCUGUUCUUGUGCUGUACUUAUCUCGGAGUGUUUCCUCACCCAUGACUGUAGUUGGAGGUAUGAGAAGCUCUAAAGGGGAGGUUGAAGUGUUCCUUUAGGGAGUUAAAGUCUAUCAGGCGGCCAUUCGUCGUUAUUUGGGAUAGGUGUGUGACCCCCUUUUUAUACCAUAGGCUGUGGUCGAAGCCUGGGAUAAGGAAUUGGAACGCUUGGAUUUGUAAGGCCGAGGAUACAUGUGUGUCGGGGUAGUGUUGUUUAAUGUAUUUGUCCCAAAUGUGGAGUGUCGCUGCUGUGGUGGGGCAGAUAUUUUUAUAUUUUGGCCUUUUGUGCUUUGGCACCCAAGCCAACAUGGACAUCAUGAGUCCAUCAGUGUGUGCUGCUUCUAUUAGACUCCAUGCUGGCGGAGUUGUAUGGUGAAAGGUGGAUAUAAGUGUGGUGAUCAUGGCCACUGUGUAGUAUCUCAUGAUGUCUGGUGCCCCCAUCCCACCCUCUUUGAAGGGCCUGUACAUGGUUUCCGCUGCUAUUCUAGGUCGUUUCCCUCCCCAGAUGCGUUGGGCUUCUUGGAGAAACUGUCUUGGCAGCCCUAUCUGAAGUGUUCUAAAAAAGGUACUGCAAUCUCGGCAGUACCAUCAUUUUCACCGCCGCUAUUCGGCCGGUCCACGAAAUAUAUUUCCCCUUCCAAGUUUGUAGCUGUUUGAUUGCAGUGAGAAGUUUUAUAUAGUUCGCUUUAUAUAGCUUUUGUGUUGCGGGCGUGAGAUCUAUUCCAAGGAAGGUUAAAUGGUCGCGUCUCCAGUCAUAUGUAUGUUGGCUUUGUAAGUUGGAGAGUUGUGUUUUAGUGAUGUUGAGGCCCAUAGCUUUUGUCUUAGUAAUAUUACGUUUAUAGUACGAGCAAUCGCUAAAUUUGGUUAGUAUAGUUUGGAGUUGCGGUAGGAAGGUAUCAGGUUUAGACAGUGUGAGCAUUACAUCAUCGACGAACAGGGUGAUCUUAUAUGUUUUUUCCCCUAUGUGUAUCCCAUGGACUUCGUGUGAGUCUCUUAUAUGUUGGGCUAGAGGUUCCAGUGCCAAUAUAUAAAGUAAAGGUGAGAGUGGACAGCCCUGCCUAGACCCAUUGGAGAUGUGGAAUGGUUUGGAAGCAAAGCCUCAGUUAGCUAUUUUUGCUGUUGGGUUGUCGUAUAACGCAGAGACCAGUGUAAUAAAGCAUCCGGGGAAUGCAAAUCUCCGCAGUACUGCUUCUAGGUAUCCCCACUGUAGCCUGUCAAAAGCCUUCUCUGCGUCCAAUGACAGUGCCACACUGGGUUCCCCAGAUUUCUGGAUCUCGUGUAGGAUGUUGAUUAGUUUCCUGGUCCCGUCUGAGCCCUGCCUACCUCGGACAAACCCCACCUGGUCUUCCCGUAUCAGUGUCAGUAGAAUGUCUCCCAGCCUAUUUGCAUAGAUUUUCGCUAAAAGUUUUAGGUCUAUGUUUAGUAACGAUAUGGAGCGCAUAUUUUGGCAUUUAUGUGGUGGCUUUCCUGGUUUUGGUAGUGUUGUUAUGUGGGCUAGCAGCAUGUCUCUGGGUAUGGCUCCUGUAGUUAGAAUAUUAUUGUAUAGUUUUUCUAGUUUGGGGAUUAGGAUAUGUGAGAAGGUCUUGUAAUACAAAUUCGUAAAGCCAUCUGGCCCUGGCGAUUUCCCUUUUGGGAGGGUUUUGAUUGUGUGCGCGAUUUCGCUUUGAGUUAUGGGUUCUUCUAAGAUUGUUCGGUCUGCCUGUGAGAGAGUUGUAUUUGAGCUUCUUUUAGGAAUGUAUCAAUUUCCGUUGCUAGCGGUUGGUGUGUGUGUUUGUCAUUUUGAAGGUUGUACAAUGUGUCGCAAUAGUCCGCCAGCAUGUCGUUUAUGUCGUGAGGGUUGUACACUUUGUUUCCUAACGAGUUUGAGGAAUGGUAUUUUCGCAUUCUGUCUUUUCUGCCUCAGUAGUGUCGCCAAAGCCUUUCCCGCUCUGUUGCCCUGAGUGUAUGUUGUUAGUUUCAGCCUAUGUGUCAUGAUGGCAGUAUUUCGCAGAUGGAUGUCAUUUAAAUUUCCCCUUUAUUUGGUCUAUACGCUGUUGUGUGGGGGGAGAGGGAUAUAGGAUUUGUGCAGACGUUUCGUCCCCAAGUGAUCUCAGCAGAUUCAUAUACUCUUUCUUAGCUUGCCUGUGUAGAUGUGAUGCUUGACUAAUCAGGAGACCGCAGAUGACUGCCUUAUGCGCCUGCCAGGUUGUGGCCAGUGAAACGUCAGGUGUUUCGUUCAGGGUAAAGAAAUUGGGUUAUCUCUUCAGUAAGUUUGGUUUGGAAUUCAGGAUUGUGUAGGAGAGCGUCAUUCAGGCGCCAUGGUGUCUUCCCUCGGGAUUGGAAUUUUUCUGUUAAAGUUAGUUGUACUGGGGCAUGGUCAGACCAUAUUAUUUUUCCUAUCUCACUGUGUGUAGCCCUCGUUAACAAAUCGCCCGAGACAUAUGAAAUCUAUUCUGGUGUAUGUUUUAUGUCCUCCAAAUAUCAUAGAGGUUGUGCUCUGAGAGGAGUUUCAUAAUAGCCGUGGCCUGUUUGCAUAAUGUUUUGCGUCUCUGGGACACGUCUGACAAUGUGGUGUCUAGUCGUGGUUGCAAUAUGUGGUUUAGAUCCCCACAUGUAAUUGUGGGUGACUGGUGGGGAGUUUGUUUAGCACCUUCUGUAUGAAAUUCCUCUGGCUAUUGUUUGGUCCAUAUAUUCCCACUAAAGUAUACAAGGUGUCAUUGAGUUUGCAGUAUAGUAUAAGAUAUCUGCCCCGUGCAUCUUUUUUGAGGCGUAGAAGUUCGAAUGAUACUGAAGAGUGUAUGAGGAAUGAAACGCCACGUGAUUUAGAGGAGUAUGUCGAGUGAUAUUGCGUGGGGUAGUCUCUGCCAGCAAAGCAGGGUACCCUGUUGUGUACAAAAUGCGUCUCUUGUACGCAUAGUAUGUCUGACUUAGUGCGCUUAGCGUCGUCUACCAAGAGUCUCUUUUUGUGUGGUGUAUUCAGUCCACGAGCAUUAAUAGUCUGUAUUUUCAUCAUUUGUGUAGGUUGUGUAGUUUAGCUGCUCAGGUCUUGAGUAUAUGCCAGUGCUGGUCCCCGUGGUGUGCGAGGGGAUUCCGUGUCUCUGCUGUGCGGAUUGGGUCGGGUGUUUGGUGUUGUAAAGUCGCAUCAUGUGGGCAUGUGGGUGGCGGUGUAGGUUUAAUGUUUUGUGGCUCCUUUGGUGAUUCAUGGCAGACCUUAGGUGCUUUCGGGUUAGGGGAAGAACAACUUGGAGGGGGUGUGUGAACUAUGUACAGGGUGUCUCUGUCAGACUUUAUGUAGGCUUGCCACAUCUGGGGGGUAGGAGAGAAGGAUUUCCUCCAUUAGCGUGGCUAUCGGGCACCAUUAUAAUCUAUUAUGUUAUGCUGCAUCUGCAUUUAUCUUAGCGUGUGGAGGCUCAAGAAUAGGAUCGCAUUGUGAGUGCUUCGAGUUUGAGCGCCAGUGUAGGCCUGGGCGCUUCCGCCCUGAGUAGGGAUGUGGCCGAGGAUUUGCUUAUUAAUUUGGCCUUUAAGGCCGCCUUUGUGAAUUCUAUGGGGAUGCCUCUUCUAAUAACCGAUGGGAGUGGGCCUGGCACAUAGGGGUAGCAACGUGGAGCAUACUAUAUACAUAUCAUUACAACCAAGAUAUACAAUGAACCCUCACCCGGUGCUCACCCGUCCCAACCCCUCCCCCCCACAGUUCUGAAGGCCGUUUGCAGACCUGAAACCGCUCCAGGCUUUACGUAUUCAAUUUUUGCCCGUGCUGUCAGGUCCCGGUUACCUUGUAGUACACGUUCAUAGAUGUAUGCAUCCCAAAGUGUCUCGAGGGUUGCAGAGUCGCGGGGGUCCGCUUUGGGCCCCAGGCCAUGGGGAUGUGUCCCGUGGCGCUCUGGCCAUGUAUCCACACUGUAUGUCCACAGCAACUCCGCACGGGCUCCAGUGUCCAUAGUCUCAUGGGGAGAAGAGGUAGAGCAGAGAGGGAAAGGGAGAGGGACCGCACGGUUUUGACUCCUUGGCACAGACCAGGGUCCCCCGCGUUUCGCCACUGCUCUGCUUACGCCUCGUUACAAGGAUGGCGGGAGGCCCUGGUCCAGCGCCGCAUUCCCGGGGAGGUCCCCGGCUUGAAGGCCUAUGUCCGACCCCAAGGGGUGAAUGUCACGUGUUCCGUGGGUUAUAGUAGGUGAUAUGUCCUAAGUUUGCGCCCAAAUUUUCUGUGUGGUCAAAGGGCUUUCGCCUGUAAACCAUUGUUCCAGCUGGUUUUAGUGUUUCUCCUGGGCCUUUUUCCAUUCUGGUUGAUUGUGUGGGCGGUUUCGUUGUGUGGGCUGUUCAGUUGGUUCCACCGGCAUGUUCCAGGCUUGCAACUUCCUCAGGGGUGUUCAUCACCAUCGUGACUCCGUCCUUCGUGACCACCAGUUUCGUAGGGAAUCCCCACCGGUAUCUUAUGCCAUGUGACCGUAAUGUAUUUGUGACUUGGUGAAAGUCUUUUCGCUUCCGUAAUGUAGCAGUCGAUAGAUCCGCAUAUAUUUUGACCGUGGGAAACUCGGCCGGUGGCUUAGCUCUCGUUCUACUUCCACGGAGGAUGUGUUCCUUUAUGUGGAAGUAGUGAGCUCGUAGUAGUACAUCCCUCGGUACCGUCAGUGCUUUAAGGUAGAUUGUGAAAUUUUAUUUGCCUUAAAGCCUCGGACAUCUGCCAGUGACUUUAUCAUGGUCCGUGCGGCUAUCAACCUGCUGUCUGGUUGGAUCAAGACAUGGGCACAUCAGAUGUUGCUGGUUAAGAGUCCUGUCCUCGACAGCUGGUGGUCCUUCAUGACUGCAAUGGACUCGCAGUGCACGAACUCUAGAAAAUCUACUGCUCAACGUUCCAGAGGAUCCAAGAUUACCAGAGGCAGGGAAACCCAGAACCAAACACCACACCCCCUUGUUGCUUCCUUAGGAACCAAUUCAUAGAAAAACUCCAGAGGUAUCCUAUGCUCCUUUUGACACAGAAGAACCUAUGGAGAUCCGUCUCCUCAAGACCAAAUUGACUCCUGAUGAAAGAGUCCGGAGGAGAGGCCAUGGUCUCUGCUUUUACUGCGGAGAAAGAAGGCACUUUAUCUCUCUGUGCCCUAUGCACAGGCUCUCCGUUUGGGCAUUGUCCAGAUCCACUCGGUCAGCAAUCCACCUCAGUCUGUGAAUGGCCAGCACUGUUGUCAUACCUAUUCACAUUCGUCUAUGGGUACUCAGACUAUGGUAAUUAACACUGCCAAUGUCCUGCAGGAACCUGCUACUGAGACCUCUGGGAUACCUCAUGCUCCAGAAAAAAAAACGCCGGCUCAAAGAAGACCUAUCUUCUGAUUGUACAUAUGCCUCUAAUGGUACAAUCAUUUGUAAAAAGGAUUUACUAAUGUUCAAACAGACAUGACUAGCCAUGAACUCCUCUCCUGCUGAAGUACUUUCCACCUGCUCUCGGAUCAUCGAUGUCCUUGACCUCUUUCCAGCAGUACCAGAAUCUGGUACUAUGGAGCCCCAUGCUGUUAAGGGACUCCUUUCUGGGGACUUUGAUUACAAGGAAUAUCUUGAUACGGAUAUUGAAAACGAAAAUGAGAUGUACCAGAACUCUAAAGAACCAGUUCUCGCCCAGAGGUAGAGUUUAAGGAGGGGCAAAUGUCACAAUUCACACCAUGCCAUCCAGACGGCCAGGCGUGGCCAUUUCACAAGUGCCAGACAGAAGGACUGUGGUCCUUCUCUGCCAUAGUCCUGCUGUCUUGCCUAGUAGCCACACUCCAUUUCUUGUUUCAGCCUGCUCUCCUGUCUGAGCCACUUCUGAACUUACAGUUCUAGCCCUGUUUACCUCGCCUUGUCUGCAAAUUGGCUGCUUGUUAUACAGCCUCUCCCUGAGUGCAGUGUCAGUUCAUGGUUUCCGGUUUCUUAAGACUGACGUGGCUUGUGACCCAUGCUUCUGGAUCUUUGUUAUUGCCUGUUUUCUGCCUGCCCUGGCAGUUUUAACCUUGCCUGACUACUCUCCUGGAUUUGCCCUUGUCAGUUUUCUCACACCAGGUUAUUGUUCCUGUCAAGCCUCCAUGCACAGAUUCACAGCCCAGGUAGCUUCUUACCUGGUUACUGUGGGUUGUGUUUAUCUGCAAGGGUGAGUAUACAUCUCUGCUCUCGGGAAUCCAACCAGGUAAGACCGUUACACCAGCGAAUGCACUGGCGGGAAUCGAAUGAUCGUGCCAUGCCAUUUAUGCAAAUGCACAAAAAUCUGAUUUGCGCUUCUAUAUUCUCUAAUGUUAGUACGGUUGCAGUGUCGUAUUGACUUCCCCUUUUAAAAGCACAAUUUUUUUCUUAUAGGUUUUUCCCCAUAUUACAUCUUUUUAUUUAUCUAUCAAUCUUUGCUUUUUUAGUAGAGAUUUGCUUUGCUAAGGAUAAAAAUAGGACUCUUAUGCAGUUAUGGAUUCAGUUCUCUUCUCCCAGAAAAAACGUCACGCUCUAAGAGACAUAGGUAAGCCAUUCUAUUUUUUUCUGUUACCAAACAAAAUAGUGCCUAUUAAUAAUUGGAAUUCCCUAUGAUGAUAGUUCUAUGGGGAAGAAAAUUAUUUGGAUCAUGCAAGGGAAGUUGCCCUAAAGGAUCCUUUGUGAGGCAAAUGAUGAGAACCUUGUAAAAGGUAAAGUCUCUGCGCAAACUAUCUGAAAGUGGCUACAGACCCAUCUACCCCUGUGCCGUAUAUUAUGCAAUAUCAAACAGGAGGUAUCUCAAGACAUCAUAGAAGCUGUUAAAGCGCAGAUUCUCUGGACAAUUCCCAGUAUGUAUACUUUGAGGAAUCUUUGGAGAUGGAUACAUUCAGAGAUAUAUCUUCGGAUGAGGAUAUUCAGCCUAUUUCAGUACCUCCAAAAUCAGCUCAAGUGGACCAUUUGAUUUCCAGAGUCUGUAUGUCUUUAUAUCUGAAAGAAUCUUCUACGGUUGAGCCUUCUACCUUUAGCCUCUCUUUUUGGAUGUCAGAAGGAACAUAGUAUCCUUUUUCAGUUCUAGGUACCAUUAGGAUCCUUAUUAUGGAGGAAUGGUUCUACAACGAGAGAUGUGUUCAACACAAGGGAGUAUCUUGCGUCUUCAUCCAUUGGGAUAAUAGAUGUUUGUACCUGGGACUCUGCUCCUAAGUGGAUGAUGAAGUACUUGACUAAAAGUUCAACUCUGGCUAAAUGUUCAUCUCUCUGAGACUCCAUGGAGCAUAAAUGGUCUUGAUCCUCUCUAAUUACAUAUGUAGCAGCUGGCACAUGCCUUCAUCUGGCUGUGAACUCUUACCUCAAUCUCUAAGGAUCUAAGAUUGAUAUGGAUAAUUUGAAGGAGCAUAUCAGAGAAUCUUCCUUUUGUCUGUUGACAUUACUAGUCAUUAAGCCGUAAAUAGUCUUCAGCUAAGAAGCUUCCAUAGAUUGUGUUAUACUAGAAAUAUGACUCUUUGUCUACAAGUCGGGCUCUUUGGCUCAGUACCUGGUCCGUGUAUGCCUCCUCCGAGAUGAAUGGCAGAGGGUAGGAAAGCUGGUCUACUGCAAGACCUAAGGUUCACGAGACCAUUUCAAUCCAAGGACUCACAUUCCCUGCCUUCCAGGAUCCAGGUAUUUCGCACCUGGAAGACCGUAUGGUAGAUCUGAACCUUGAGAAGUGGUAAUUCUUCUACCAGAGGAAGAGAAAAGGUAAAAAAUGUAAUUAGGAGCUAUUGUGAGAAAUUUCAAAAGCAGCUAGAACAAAGAUUCUGUUUCCAACAGGUGGAUGGAGAUCCAUUCUAGAUCUACAUAAGUUAACAGGAUUCUUGAACAUUCUUCAUCCUAAAGGCAGUAUUCCUAGUACAUUGGAUGAUUUCUACAGAUUUGCAGGAUGCUUAUUCCCAUGUACCCAUUGCCCCACAUAACCCGAGGUUUCUCAGAUUGCAGUGGAAGGACACUUUUACAUCUUCAUGGUAAAAGAUAAAUGUCUGCUGAAAUCACCUUCAUCCCUCCCAGUUCAGGGUAUAUCUGGGAACAUGAUUUGACACAGUCCAUGGCACAGUACAGCUCUUCAGAAAGUGCAGUAUGACUUAUCAAGUAAAAGGAUAUUGACUGUCUCAUUACCUCAGCAGAGAAAGUUUUCAUCCAUGUCCUCUACCAUAGGUCUAAUAAGAUGGCAAAAGGGAGGACGUUAACUUUACUAUGGAAAUUCCUUGGACAGUGAAAACUAUAAAUACCAUCAACUGGGGUUGAGGAACAUUUCUUCAAAAAUCGAAUAUGUUCAUGAAAGGAGCAUCCUAACAUCAAACACCUCUCUUCUGCAUAGGUGGCAAGAGCCAACAUCGAUAUGGUUUUCACUUCUGUGCAUCUUCUUCAGUACCUCCACGGGGUUUCUCCAAAAGAAUUCAUCUUCCAUCAGGUCCAGUGCUACUCUCCUCUUUCUGAAGGUUUCGAUAUAGAAAAGAAGGGCUUUAAUAUAAGGGUUUUUCAGGUGCAGCAUUAAUACCCUUCUGAAGGCCAGGUAAAACGUAUAUCCUCUGCUACCUUUACAGAGUUGGGAUGCCUUUUUUUCCUGGUCUAUUUCUAAUUAGGUGAUCAUUCAAAUUCCUUCUACCAAGGAGGUCAUAAGUUCUUCAAUCCAGGACUCAUCUAGGAUUUAGCCACAAUAUCUCAGAGGUACAUGUCUCAGCACGCUCUGGUCUCUCUUUUUGUGAAGGGGCUUUGAUAUGGAGGUAUCUAAAUAUCUGUAGGCUGUAUUUAUAUGAUCCCUCAGUUAACCGUUGAUCCUGUGGACUUCUCACCCCUUUUAACCAUGAGACUCUCUCUCCACAACUACUUGAUGUUAAGUUAGCUCUAUCAGUGAUAUUAGCAUUGGGCAAAAGGAUAUCAGAUCUCCAAGCACUAUUUGGAAUUAAAACCCUUUACGGUCAAAAUAUAUAAUAAUCCUCAAUCGGUUCCUGAAUUUAGUCAUAAAGUGGCUGCUUCUCUCCAUAUUAAUGAAGAAAUUAUUCUCCCAGCUCUAAAAGUCUAUUGAUUGGAAUAAAGACUCCGUAAUGAAACUUUCUCUUGUCCUAGAUAGAUGUCUUAAGAUCUACUGCUAUAGAUUUACCAUCUAGAUUUCUUCUGAUAGACAAUUUACCUUUACUAAUGCACCAGGAGAGGUCUUUAUGCCUCUAUAUAAGCCAUCAGCAGAGGGAUAGUCUUGGCUAUUUUCAGGCGACUAAGCCCUAGGGGUUACAGUACCUUAAGGUCUGUUAGCUCUCCACUAGAGCCGUUUCUCCCUCUUGAGCAUCGGUGGCCACGUUUCCCGGGAACUUAUAGGUUAAAUGCCUGAUUGGUCCUCAACCAAUACUUUUUUCAGACAUUUUCUUUGUUACAUUUGAUUAGGUCAAUGUGGUAAUGUGGCAAUAGUGGGCAAUCAGUUUUGUAAUUUCCAAUGUCCUUAUGUCCUUAUGUCUUGUGUAUUUCUUCCCUCCCUUGGUUAUUGCUUGGGUAUUACCCAUCGUUGUGCUGCCAUGGCCAGGAAAAAGGAAAAUGUAUUCCUACUUACCGUAAUUUUCGUUUCCUGACCAUAGGCCAUUGCAGCACAAAGAGCCCCCCUGGGAUAUUGCUGGAAACAAGACUGAGGGUGGGAGGGGUUACUUAUACGUUCUGUUUUAAUUAGGUUCUGGUCUAAUUAGGGAUAGGGAGGAGCUACCCCAUGUUGUGCUGCCAUGGUCUAUGACCAUGAAAAGAAAAGAAAAUUACGGUAAGUAGGAAUAAAUUUUCCUUUAUUAUUUAUAUAGCACCAGCAAGUUCCGUAGCGCUGUACAAUGGGAUGUGAUCUUAUUGUGCAGCUCUUCCACAGAAAUAUUUGGGAUGGGGGCGGCAGGGGAGAGAAGAAGGAACAUUUUUAUUAAAAAAAAAACAAAAAAACGGUUUCUCUGUUACCAAAAACAUCUGACAGUCAGCAGUAGUUAGGACUGGUACAGUUAAUUUCAGUAUGUCAUGUCCAGCGAGUGUAAUCUGAAGGAUAAAGCCAUUGGCCUGCAGUUAAUCUAAUGCACUCUGGAUUAGGUUUCUGAAUUGUACAUUUGGUCAUUACCUCUUGUUGUAUAAACCGACAUGCAGCACUAUUGUUAUACAGGUGUCUAAUUGUCAACCUAUACAUAAAUAAAUGUAAAAAAAUUUUUUAUAUAUAUAUAUAUAUAUAUAUAUAUAUAUAUAUAUAUAUAUAUAUACAUACAUAUAUAUACACAUACAUACAUAUACACAUAUAUACACACACACACACACGUGCAUACCUGUCCAAAUUCCAUCAUCAUUUUGGACAUAUAUAUAAGCUGGACAAAUUUAGAGUGGUAGCAAAAAGUGAAAACUAACUUUUUUUUGGUUGGAAAAUGAUCCAUUUGCCAGGGUAGAACAAUAAGCCACUGAUUUCUCCCUAUUAACAAUUACAGAAGCGCUGUCCAGUCCAGUUUAUCGCUAUGUGGUCACCUACACUCCGUCCCGUCCAGCUAAAAUCGGUAACCUGUUCUCCUACAAGAGCUGGUUUGCUUUCCACAUGCUGGACACCUUGGGGCUAUUCGGAACAUUGGACCACGCAUUAGGAGAAACUACAGUGGAAGAUCGUGCAUUCCAGAGAUUAAUUAGAAAAUACUUCCUUCAUUUUGCCAAGGAAGGUAAGAAACUAAUGUAGGAAGACAAGGAUAAUAGAUUAUACUAAUCUUCUCAAUCUAUAAUUAAAAUUUUGUUUUCAGGAGUUAUGCCGAAUGAAUGGCCGCAGUAUCCCAACUGUACAGCUUUACUGUCCACUGAGCUGACAAUCGAAGAAGACUAUCGCCAUGCACAAUGCUCCUUAUGGCAGAAGUAUGAUAUGUUUCAAUAUGCCUGGAUCAAUUAAUUAGACGGGAAGAUCUAUGGUAUGCAUGCCAAUAAAAAAACAAAAACAAAAAAUUCCACUUGCUGUGCACUGCCGGCUGGGCAGUCAUUCGGCUUCUUUUUGAGUUUGGUAUCUAUCUAUGGACUUACAACAUUAUAGCUUAACUAUGAAACCAGGUGGACUUUUGUAAGAUUCCUCGAGAAACAUGAAAAUAAAUAAAUAUAUUUUUUGUAGAUUUUGGGUGUUAUGGAGUUAAAAAUAAAUUGCAAUAUGAUCCUAAUACUAUAUAUUUUUGGACAUCAGGCAACCUACAGGAACCAGUAUCUGUAGUCGCUGCUGGAGAUUGUAUUGGGUAAAGGAACACUAAAAUACUUGGAAUACAAACCUGUUUGCAGUAAAAAUUUACAAAACAAAAGCUUUUUGCUUAUCUUUUUCGAGUGCCGGGGUUCUUCUGCACUGCUUACCUCUCAACUCACGACAUCAAAGCAGGGGCAUCGCCUCCUACACAAGGGUCCUAUUCAAAGCUCAACAUGUAGGAGAAUUGGGGACCUGAUGCACCUUGCCAUGUGCACGCACUCAAGCUUCCCCUUAGAAAAUAAUCGAAUCAAUGGCAAUGGGAGCUUCCCCAUCACGUGAGCGAGUUUUAGGUCAGCGUUACAGCAAAGUUUUACCUUAAAUGGUUACAUUUACGGGACCACUGCACCCAGGCCACUUUAUUGAGAUGAUUGGCCUCAGUGACUUUGGUGGUCCUUUAAGAUUUAAUUAAUGAAAAUUUAACUACUACGAUGGUUAAGGAUGGCAAGACCUCAG
Messenger RNA from Pelobates cultripes (western spadefoot toad), 28279 nucleotides. The record is from the annotation of a GenBank genome assembly. Lineage: Eukaryota; Metazoa; Chordata; Amphibia; Anura; Pelobatidae.